AUGCAUGUUCGUCUGGCUCCAAUAGUCCUCUGGUUGGAUCUGCGCUUGGCUCCAACAAACAGUCCUUCGAAUACAGAGUCCCAAGCAGCGAAACGUCGUUCAAAUCCAGCUACAGAUGUCCUUCGGCGACUACGUAUGCUGAUCUUCGACGGGGACUCCACGAUGGCAUUGGCGUACAAUUCAGAAAGCGUAUUUCACGUUGUAUCGGAUGGUGAUGAUGUACGUUUCAAGAUCGGAGCAAACCUAACCGCUUCCUCUAGAGUUGGAUGGCAGUUCAGUCCCAGUCUUAAUGAUGCCUACCUUCUGUCCAGACGUGGAAUGACACCAAAUCGUCGAUUGUUUAGUUUGUUUGGUUUCAUCCACUUCAAACCUCCGACAAAUCAUUUCAACGGCAAAAGUGACCGGAAGAUGAAACCUACCGAUCACAAUAUCAAAUUACAUCCAACUAACAAUCAAGAUGUACAUUCAGGAUACUUUCCAGCAACUGGAGGACCAGGACUGGAGGAUCAGGCGUUCCAGUUGCGUAGGACAAUGUCCCAAACUUUCUGCCGACUUUUUCGCGUUUUGGAAUUGAAGUGUAACAUGGUAUUUUUUGCCACAAUCGAUGGGGUGGGGAUAACCAACGCGGUACCCGGGUUUGGAAUCCACUGUGGACCGACAAAUUUGGAUUUGUCCUCUUUGCGAAUGCCUUGCAGUCCUACGUAUGGCUCGGAAGAGUAUUCAGGAAAUGGAUUCAAAGUUCCGUCCUUCUUUCCACCAUCACGUUUAGCCGGACUAGAUGGUACAAAUGUUGGCCCAAUAAUCAUAGACUUAGGGAAUGCGGCAGUUCCAAACUUCAUAGUACUGGGUCCACCCGGAGCAAGAGGAUCUCCUUCCGCCCAGGGGUUUCCGUCAAAUGCAUCUAGGGUUCGGCACGUUGAGAUAAACGGUUUUCGACCUUUUAGUUUAGCAAUAUGGUCUUUGAUCUGUGCCUCAUAC
This is a messenger RNA of Opisthorchis viverrini, 978 nucleotides long. RefSeq lists its product as hypothetical. Lineage: Eukaryota; Metazoa; Platyhelminthes; Trematoda; Opisthorchiida; Opisthorchiidae. The annotation marks the transcript as partial. The transcript has 6 exons. The record is from RefSeq and is a predicted model, not a curated record.